Carcharodon carcharias (great white shark) is the source of this 1683-nucleotide messenger RNA. Its product is annotated as protein BTG2-like. The coding region runs from base 252 to 701 and encodes 149 amino acids. Gene Ontology annotation, cellular component: nucleus; cytoplasm. Gene Ontology annotation, biological process: negative regulation of mitotic cell cycle; negative regulation of cell population proliferation. Lineage: Eukaryota; Metazoa; Chordata; Chondrichthyes; Lamniformes; Lamnidae. The record is from RefSeq and is a predicted model, not a curated record. The transcript has 2 exons.
GGGCCAGACUCGGAGCGAGUCCCCUGUGUAAGCUGGUGGAGUGUAGGUGGACUGGGCACUCCCGCCCCCUCCGCUGGAGCGCAGCGAGCCGCCGCCGCCGCCGCCGCCGCCGCCGCCUCGGGCAAUCCUGCCGGCUUUGCAAUCAUUGAAUCUCGGGCUCUCUUUGUUGCACCUUUGCCUUUAAUAAAAGCCGCCGGUUCCCCCCCCCCCCCCACCACCUCCCCCCUUUGUAGGUUUCAGCCGGAUUGCCUAUGACCAUGGAGAUCGCGGCUGCUGUGGGUUUUGUUAGCCGACUCCUGCGGAACACGGGCUUAGUGAGCCCGGGGCAGCUCCAAAUCUUCAGCCACUCGCUGCAGGACGCGUUGGCAGAGCACUACAGGCAUCAUUGGUUUCCAGACAAGCCGUGCAAAGGAUCAGGUUACCGGUGUAUCCGAAUAAAUCAUAAAAUGGACCCCUUGAUUGGAAAAGCUGCAAACAGAAUAGGUCUCAGCAGCCAGCAGCUGUAUAGACUCCUUCCAAGUGAGCUGACUCUGUGGGUUGACCCAUAUGAGGUCUCUUACCGCAUAGGUGAAGAUGGUUCCAUUUGUGUCCUGUAUGAAGCACCACCAGCAAAUAACCUGGGAAUGUUGACCUGUAAAAAUGAGCUCAUCAUGGGCAGAACCAGCCCUUCCAAAAACUACUGGAUGGCAGUUUCAAGCUGAAAGGCACUUUGCUGCAACUAAGCAAUAUAUACCUUAAGUGGAGUUUUUUUCUUUUUUAAAAAAAAAUGUGGCUUCUAUAUUAAAAAAAUUACUUGGCCCUGAAAAAAUCACUUCUGCUUACGCAGGUUGCUUUUUGUCAGGGAUAAUUACACAGUUAUCUGGAUGGGGAUUUCCAAAGGAGUAUCGAGUGGGAUGGAAUCCUCUCGUGAAACUAUUGCAAAUUGGAAUAGUUUCAUGAGUGGGUUGUUCAGAGAAAAUAGUCAAAACUACUUUGGCUGAGUAAAUUUGUAUUCUAAUUUUUGAGGAUGGGAUUUUAUUGAAUCGUCACACAUGGUUGGCACCUAAUUAAAACUUUUUAUAUUCUGAAAAUACAACGUUGAGCGUUGGAAACAAAUAAUAAAGCACUGAAAAUGAAGAACACUUUAAAGAUUUCUGACUAAAAGGAUUACAACCAUGAUGUAUUUUGAUCACAAGACAAAAGUAAGCUCUUUUGAACAUUUUUUAAAAAAAAGUUUUUAAAUUACAAGAUUUGCUGUUUUAUAGGCCUGACUGACAUUAUUUGCUACUCCCUAAAGGCAGAACAUUCAGUCGGACUUGUAAAAGAGAUUUGCCCUAGCUUUCUUUGACUUGUGUAACUCAGUAUUGAUCCAAAAAAAGGUGAAAUACAUUUUACAUAUCUCGUUUAAGGGGACACUGCCGUUUGGACUAAGCUGUGAAUUGAUUCCAGUAGCUUAUUGUAAAACUGACAAUAUUUUAUGUAAUACUGCAAAGCCUGUUUUCAAUGAAAGCUUGAGGAAAAAUCACUUUUGGUAGCAUAUUGUGCAGAUUUAGUUUAGUUUGUCUGUACAUAGUUUUUUUGACAGUCUGUAAGCUAUGUGAAUCUAAACUGUUAUACAUUUUUUCUUGAAUAUUGUACAGCUGUAUUGAAGAAAUUGUACAGUUUUCUAUUAAGUUUUAAUUAAAGCAUACUUUUCAAUGGAAA